This is a messenger RNA of Alnus glutinosa, 1898 nucleotides long. Its product is annotated as zinc finger CCCH domain-containing protein 14-like. Lineage: Eukaryota; Viridiplantae; Streptophyta; Magnoliopsida; Fagales; Betulaceae. The transcript is spliced from 3 exons. Gene Ontology annotation, molecular function: metal ion binding; mRNA binding. The record is from RefSeq and is a predicted model, not a curated record. Bases 394 to 1446 code for a protein of 350 amino acids.
CCCCUACUGAUAUAUAUAUAUAUAUACUCUCACUCUAACUGACUUCUCUCUCUCUCUCUCUCUCUCUCUCUCUAGAACAGCCAGCUAGGACUAGUGAGGGCGCUCUCUCUAACGGUCUCGGGCCUCCUUUCAGAUUCCUUUUGAGAGAACAAAGAGUUAGGAUUUUUGAACGAAAGCCAAUCAACUGCUUCCAUGUGUUCAGUCUAUUAAAAAUCAGGGACAAGCAUCGGCUUGAUUGGUUCAUCCCAUGCGUACGUCCUGUGCGCCCGCAAACACCUGCACCUUAUCACUCCCGCCCAUUUCCGUAUAAAUAAAUAAAUAGCGUUUCUUCAUUAGCUUUGCUUCUCGCUGAAUCUCUUCCGCUCUGCUGUGGUUCAGAAAAUUCAGCCUCACAUGGAGAAGGACGCGUCUCCGCCUUCCAACGGCAGCACUAUAACCACCGCCGCAACCUCUUCACAGAUCACAUCUCAAAGCGCUCAACCACCACCACCUCCCUCAUCUCCACCUCGUGAUACUACUCGCGUUGAUCAUCUCUCCGAGAACCAAAGCUUCGGCACCGACUUCGCCUCAAUGUACCACUCUAUAUUCCCUCCAAAAUCAUCCUCCCUCUCCCUUAGCCCCUCCACGUGCUGCUCCUCCACCAUCAUCGACGACCUCAACGCCGACGCCAUCGCCACUCAGCAGCGCCUCAACCAGGCCCGCCUCAUCCUUCAGUACCAUGAACUAAACGGCCACUACGACCUCUGCCGCGCUAGCCUCCUCGACCUCAUCGCCGAGGCCGACGCCCUCCGUCAAGAGAACGCUGAGCUCCGCGUCGCCAACGCCGAGCUCCUCAAGUUCCUCUCCUCCCAGGCCUCCUUCCACAACCGCCUCCUCUCCUCCCCCGCCAAUCCCGAACGCUCUUUCCUCCACCACUUUCGCCGCCUCUCCAUCGACGACGAACACACUCCCACCACCACCACCACCAACCGCUUCGACCGGCUUAGCUCCGACCGGUUCUCUCUCCCGAAGAGCAUCUCCGUCCGCUCCACUGGCUUCGCCAAGGCACAUCACAUCCCUGCGGCCACUAGCAACGGCGUUCCGAGCCCAAGUCUCUCAUUCACUCGGCCACGUGUCCCGAGUCAACUCGCCGCCGGAUCGCAAAAGGUGUAUGUGCCUGGGAAGAGGGACGCGGAGCAAGAGGCGCUGGAGUUGGAUGUGUACAACCAGGGGAUGCACAAGACGGAGCUGUGCAACAAGUGGCAGGAAAGCGGCACGUGUCCGUACGGGGACCACUGCCAGUUCGCCCACGGGAUCACCGAGCUCCGUCCCGUGAUCAGGCACCCGCGCUACAAGACGGAGGUGUGCCGGAUGGUCCUUGCUGGCGCCACGUGUCCCUACGGCCACAGGUGCCACUUCCGCCACUCUCUCAACGACCAAGAGAAGUUGUUGCUGGGCCCGCGUUGAUGAUCUGUGAUGGUACUACUACUACUACCAUUCACUUCACAGUUCACACUUACACUAAAUGCUGCUUCUGGUGCUAAUGGCUAUGUACAUAAUUCUCAUCUCAAUACUGCUAAGAACAAAAAAUAAUAAUAGUAACAAAAUUGAUAAUAUUCACUGUGAUCAAAUAAGACUACAGUCGAAAAAUGAUAAAAAUGGGUUAAUGUUGGAUAUUGCUGAGGAAAAAACGGUGUGGGGAACAAAUAAAUGAUUUGUUUAGACUGGUUUUUGUUAAAAACGUCUAUUGCUGCUCGUAGACAAUUCUUGAAUGGUGUACAUGUAUGCAGUAUUGACGUAUACGCAUUAGAUGCUGGCUGGCACCUCUAACUAGCCAAACUGCCAAACUCAAGUUUGUAAUGAUGAUAUUUGAUACCGGUUGGUACGAAACUUUCAAAUGAAGCUACUUUUACAAUGCA